Molecule: messenger RNA, 1353 nt
Organism: Symbiodinium natans
Lineage: Eukaryota; Dinophyceae; Suessiales; Symbiodiniaceae
Source: the annotation of a GenBank genome assembly
AUGGCUGGGCUUUGUGAGGGAGAGCGUGGGGUGAUUUUGGUGACAUGCCUGGGAGCCUACUUUCUGUCCAUGGCCAUGAUCUAUCAGAUGAGCCCAUUCUUCGAGGUCUACGCGCGUGAAACCUGCGGUGCCAGCAACCUGACUGUGGGCUUCAUCUUUGCUGCCAUGCCUGCCAGCAGCUUCGUCGGAAAUCUGGCCAUGGAUGUUAUGAUCAAAAGAUAUGGAGUGGAAGUGAUGAUGAACUGUGGACUCGUCGGCUUGGCUGCAAGUUCCUUGGGUUUCGGCUUGUCCCGGUCAGUGGUGGGCUGGAUCUGCUGGCGAGCUGUGCAGGGGCUGGCCACCGCCCCCAUCUACACCUCCAUCAGCACCCACCUUGCGCGCACCUUCACUGGAGAGGGCGAGUUCCACCGUGUGGUUGGCUUCCAGGAGGUCUGUGGCAAUGUAGGUGUGACUUUUGGCCCGUUGCUGGGCGGCGUGCUCUUCCAAUAUGGUGGCUUUGCGAUGCCCUUCAUCCUCAGUGCGGGUUUACACCUGCUCUUUGUCGCCAUAUCUUUGGUGGCUUUCCUGUGCAAGGCGGAGACAAAGACCAGCCAGGCUCUCGAAGCAGCUGAGUCUGAAACUACAGACGGCUUGGAAUCUGGGCCAUCGGAAGACAUGACCAUGACCCUCUGCUCGGUGGUUAGUGUUCGGCUCCUGCUCCUGGCCGGCAUCUCCACCUUGUGCCUGGGGGUGUGGGGUGCCUUCGAGCCUUUGCUAGGAGAUCAUUUCAUCAGAGUCCUGGGUGGAAUUGACCAUACCAGCAUCGGCUUCCUGAUGUCACUGUCAGCAGUGCCUAGCACCUUUGCAGCCAUGGCAGUGCCCUCGUUGUUGAAGUGCAUACAAGCCAAGUGGCUUAUGGCCGGGGGCUUGCUGAUCUAUGCCUGCGGGUCGUUUUGGGUUGGCAGUUGGGUGCUUCUGACACCCUGGGUCUCUCAGAUUGGUGGUCUUCUCCUGAUCGGCUUGGGCUGGGGUCUUUGUUGGACCCCGGUGUUGCCCAGCAUGGUGGAUUCGGCGGCGAGUCAGUUGAAGGAUACUCCGAAGGAGCAGGCUAGGCAUUCCGUCUCGCCGGCAGUGUCCUCCAUUUUCAAUGCGUCCGCUGCCGUGGGAGAGGCUGCAGGGCCCUUGCUGGGCACCUGGCUGCUGCCAGGCAACUUCCAGCUUGGCCCCAAGAUCAUUGCCCUCUUCUUGGUGAUCUAUGCGGCCUGCACCUAUUGCAGUGACCCAGGUAGCUCAAGUGAAGAGGUGCCCGCUGAGGUGCCAACACAGACCCGCUUGCGUUCGGCGCUCCCAAGUGCGGAGAGUCAUGAGAGCUAG